CUAUAACUCCACGGAAUCUCCGCCACCCACCACUUGUCGCCUUUCUAUUGCACCCCCCCUCCUCGUGACCUGUCGUUUUUUGAAACUCUCCUCUCCUCUCCGCUCUCCUUCCGCUUGUCAUUUACGCCUUCACUUCGACGGAGGAGGCUUCUUUCUUCCGUUCUUCUGUCGAUCCAUAGUCCAAAAUCUUAAGUUACUUUUUUAGUUUGAUAUAGCAAGGAUGUCACCUUCAGAACCUUCACGCGAGGAACAUGUCUACAUGGCCAAGUUGGCUGAACAGGCUGAACGCUAUGAAGAAAUGGUGGAGUUUAUGGAAAAGGUUGCAAAGACCGUUGAUGUCGAGGAGUUAACAGUGGAGGAAAGGAAUCUCCUCUCUGUGGCUUAUAAGAAUGUCGUUGGGGCUAGGAGGGCUUCAUGGAGGAUAAUCUCGUCCAUUGAGCAGAAGGAAGAGAGCAGAGGAAAUGAAGAUCAUGUCACAAUCAUCAAGGAGUACAGAGGUAAAAUUGAAGCAGAGCUGAGCAAGAUUUGUGGUGGGAUUUUGAGCCUCCUCGAUUCACAUCUCAUUCCUGCUGCAUCAUCUGCUGAGUCUAAGGUAUUCUACCUUAAGAUGAAGGGUGAUUAUUACCGAUAUCUUGCUGAGUUUAAGACUGCAUCUGAGAGGAAGGAAGCUGCUGAGAGCACCUUGUUGGCUUACAAGUCUGCUCAGGACAUUGCUAUCGCUGAACUUGCUCCUACUCACCCAAUAAGGCUUGGACUUGCCCUUAACUUCUCUGUGUUCUACUAUGAGAUCCUGAACUCACCUGACCGUGCUUGCAAUCUAGCUAAGCAGGCCUUUGAUGAGGCUAUUUCUGAGCUGGAUACAUUGGGUGAGGAAUCUUACAAGGACAGUACAUUGAUCAUGCAACUUCUCCGAGACAACCUUACACUGUGGACAUCUGAUAUCACGGAUGAAGCUGGGGAUGAGAUUAAGGAAGCAUCAAAACGUGAAUCAGGUGAGGGGCAGCCGCAACAGUGAUGAGUUAAGAUUCACAGGAUACAUGUACUAUGUACUUCUUCUAUCUUGCGACCUCUGCAAAGAUCCCAUGCUGGUUGUUGUAGCGGAUUGCCUAAUGAAUUUGGUAAUUCUGAGUGUUGUUGAGCACUUGGAACUGAAAUGUUGACAGAUUAUCAAUUCUACUAUUGAUGUUUAGAAUGUGAGUUGGUAUUUUUUUUGCUUAGCAUGUGAUAGUUUUGAAAUUAGGAAAUUCCCAUUUUUCAAAUUAAAUAUGUUAAGUGCAAGACAUUGUUGGGUGUUAAUUAUCCAGUUCCCAUCGUUUUAGUUUUCA
Molecule: messenger RNA, 1325 nt
Organism: Manihot esculenta (cassava)
Lineage: Eukaryota; Viridiplantae; Streptophyta; Magnoliopsida; Malpighiales; Euphorbiaceae
Product: 14-3-3-like protein
Exons: 5
Coding region: 221-1015 (264 amino acids)
Biological process (GO): signal transduction
Cellular component (GO): cytoplasm
Source: RefSeq, a predicted model, not a curated record